CUGCACCUUCCUGCUGUCGCCCGUGUAUAUAAGCAUCGCUCACCUGCUUCUCUGCACCUUCCAUCUUCCACCUUCCACCUUGCACCACCCUAUAUCCAUCCUGCACUCUCAUACUCACACUCCAUUGACUACACCCAACUCCACCAUGUCUGGUCCAUCUGAGCUCUCCAACGGUGUCACCAACGGCAAAGCUGCUGCCAACCCCGAGCGGCGAUUCAACGAAAGCCUGGUCCAAGUGCAGCCUGCACGUGUCGAGGAUCUGCAGCCACAAUAUGCCCAGACCCUCAAGCACGAUAAUGAUAACCCAGAUUCCCACGGCUGGUAUGCUGGCUUGCAGCACGGCCUUGGUCAAUGCUUCGGUUUCAUGGGCGCGGCCGGCUGCUGCAUCUGCCCGAAUCCAUUCAAGAAUGUCAAGCAGGGUGAAGUGGGAUUGGUCACGCGAUUCGGCCGAUUUGAGCGUUCCGUCGACCCCGGGUUGGUCAAAGUCAACCCCUUUAGCGAAAAAUUGACCACCGUUGAUGUGAAGAUCCAAAUUGUCGAAGUGCCCCGCCAGGUCUGCAUGACCAAAGACAAUGUCACUCUGAACCUCACGUCUGUGAUCUACUACCACAUCACCUCCCCACACAAAGCUGCGUUCGGCAUCGCCGAUGUUCGUCAAGCCCUCGUUGAGCGCACUCAGACCACUCUGCGACACGUCGUCGGUGCUCGCGUUUUGCAAGACGUCAUCGAGCGCCGCGAGGAAAUUGCCCAGUCAAUCGGUGAAAUCAUCGAAGAUGUUGCUGCCCGCUGGGGUGUCAAGGUUGAAUCCAUGUUGAUUAAAGAUAUCAUCUUCAGCAACGACUUGCAAGACUCGCUCUCCAUGGCUGCUCAAUCUAAGCGUAUUGGUGAGAGUAAAGUCAUUGCCGCACGCGCCGAGGUCGAAUCCGCCAAGUUGAUGCGUCAAGCCGCUGAUAUCUUGUCUUCCGCUCCUGCCAUGCAGAUCCGCUAUCUGGAGGCGAUGCAAGCCAUGGCCAAAUCCGCCAACAGCAAGGUUAUCUUUUUGCCUGCACCCAACCAGUCCGUCAUGAACCAGCUUGCCGUGGCCGAUACUGUUGGUGAGGGUCCUAGCAGGUAUCAAUCUCAAGGCGCCCUCGACGUAAACAACAGUGAAGCCGACGAAGGGUUCCAGCGCGCUAUCAAUGCGCGUGUUGUGGAGAACAUUUAAUGACCUCCAAGAAACUGCACCAUUAGUAUGGCCCAGAGGAGAGAAGAGUUUGCUUGAUGAAUCUUUCGUGUGAUCAAUCUUUCAUGCUAGUUAGCGAUACCCCUUGAUUUAUACCCCUAUGCUUUUUUUUGUUUAUUAUUGUUCUUCUAGCCAACGAAUUAAUAUUUAUAAUUAUGCUACAAAUCAUGAUUAAUAGCUAGCUGUACACAAGAGGGAAUAAAGUAGCCAAGCUAUACUCAGCCUUAUGAAGCUAGUCGAUAUCCAUCACUGCGAACGUGAAGCAGAAACCACAUGAACAUGAUUGAGUACUGCUGUAUGCUACAUUCGUCUUGGCGCGC
Messenger RNA from Talaromyces proteolyticus, 1542 nucleotides. RefSeq names its product stomatin family protein. The transcript is spliced from 3 exons. The record is from RefSeq and is a predicted model, not a curated record. Lineage: Eukaryota; Fungi; Ascomycota; Eurotiomycetes; Eurotiales; Trichocomaceae. The coding region runs from base 146 to 1204 and encodes 352 amino acids. Gene Ontology annotation, cellular component: plasma membrane.